AUGGAGACACCUAUAGAGAUACACGAAAAUCAUAGGAUGUGGCUAUAUUUUAAGGAUUGUGAGGGAGCAAUUGAUGGUACACAUCUUCCUAUGAAAGUUUCAGCCGAAUAUGUUGCACGAUUUCGUGGUUGUGCUAUUAGUCUUGAGCAUGAGAUUACAUGUCCUCCAGGAAUAGAGCAAGAUGAGUCUCAAUCCCUCGCAGGAGAUGGGAAGAAAAAAGGAAAAAAUGCAAAUCCAAAUGCAAAAGGAUUGUGUGGUAAGAAGAUUGAUAUGAUUGAUGAAUUAGCAAUUGUGUUUAGCAAUGAUCAAGCAACUGGAGAAUGGGCAUGUUUAGGUAAAGAUAUAAAUGCAAACUCGUCAAGACAAAUGAAUGAUAGUGACGAUGAGUACACACCGAUAUUUGAUCUUAAUGAGAAUACGAUAGUCGAUGACUUGGGUGGUAUAGAAGGUAAUGGAUUUGCACAUCAAGAAGAAAAUGCCAAUACAUGCUCAAUGCAAUCACAACCAUGGAUCUUUAAAGCCUAUGAGAUGUCAUUCAAAAAAGCCGAAAAAUGCAAAGAUAGUUGUCGAAACAAUAAAUGUUGUUGCAAAUAA
Molecule: messenger RNA, 594 nt
Organism: Ilex paraguariensis (yerba mate)
Lineage: Eukaryota; Viridiplantae; Streptophyta; Magnoliopsida; Aquifoliales; Aquifoliaceae
Source: the annotation of a GenBank genome assembly